Molecule: messenger RNA, 1206 nt
Organism: Perca fluviatilis (European perch)
Lineage: Eukaryota; Metazoa; Chordata; Actinopteri; Perciformes; Percidae
Gene: cmbl
Product: carboxymethylenebutenolidase homolog (Pseudomonas)
Exons: 6
Coding region: 159-896 (245 amino acids)
Molecular function (GO): hydrolase activity
Source: RefSeq, a predicted model, not a curated record
GAAGGUCAUGACUGAUAGAUAAGAAUCUUGGUCCAACCCACAGACUGUGUAAACAGCUCCCACCGCUUACGACCGACUCUGGCUGCAACUUUUAACCUUAGCCUCACAUAGGCCUACAUUACAUUACCUUCAUCGCAAAAUCGGAAAUCAACACGCAAAUGGCAAAUGAAGCCAAGCCAUGCCCCUGCCAUAUUGGUGAUCUGAUGGAGUACGAAGGGCUCGGCCAGGAGAUCCAGAUACAGCACAUCAAAGCUUAUGUAGUGAAACCAUCUGCUGCAACUAACAAGGCCAUCAUUGUGAUACAGGACAUCUACGGGUGGCAGCUUCCCAACACAAGAUACAUGGCUGAUAUGCUGGCUGCCAAUGGAUACAUUGCUGUUUGUCCAGACUUCUUUGCUGGAAAGGAGCCGUGGAGUUCAUCACACGACUGGUCCACUUUUCAGGAGUGGCUUCAAGACAAAUUGCCAACAAACAUAAAGAAAGAGGUGGAUGCAGUGCUGAGGUACCUGAUGGAGCAUUGUGAGGCCAAACACAUUGGAGCACUGGGCUUCUGCUGGGGAGGGGUUGCCACACAUUACAUCAGCCUGCAGUAUCCAGAUGUCAAAGCAGGAGUGUCAGCCUACGGGAUCGUCCGUGAAACCGAGAACAGAUAUAAGCUGAGGAGUCCUACACUGUUCAUCUUUGGGGAGAAAGAUGACGUUAUCCCACUGGACCAGGUGCAUGCCCUUGAAGCAAAGCUGAAGGAGGAUUGCAAAGUGGAUUACCAGGUAAAGAUCUUUCCUGGUCAGACUCAUGGGUUUGUCCAUCGCAAGAGAGAGGACAUCAACCCUGCAGACAAACCCAGCAUCCUGGAGGCCAGAACAGACAUGCUAAACUGGUUCAACAAAUACCUUUAAAUGGGAAGUUUAGAAGAGUAAUUAACACGGGGAAUCAUUUACACACAGCACUACAAAUGUAAAAUGUAGAGGUACCAUUUACAGCGACCUGUAGUCAGUUAUAGUUAGCCAUAAUUUUUGUAUGAUUAGUAACAUUCCAGUUUCCCAGUUGUUUUAUUUUGGAGGUCUGGAUGUUCAUGUAUGGACCGGUGGAUACUGAGGAUGUUAAUAAAAUGUGAAUUUUAUUUAAGCACUUUUACAAAAAUAAUAUGGAUGCAGUAUGUUUUGAUAAUGUAAAACAAUCAUCAAAUAAAAUAUACAGAAUGUGGUA